This is a messenger RNA of Boleophthalmus pectinirostris (great blue-spotted mudskipper), 2488 nucleotides long. It is a transcript of the gene tkfc, whose product is annotated as triokinase/FMN cyclase. Gene Ontology annotation, cellular component: cytosol. NCBI's taxonomy places the organism in Eukaryota, Metazoa, Chordata, Actinopteri, Gobiiformes, Gobiidae. The coding region runs from base 47 to 1783 and encodes 578 amino acids. The transcript is spliced from 17 exons. Gene Ontology annotation, molecular function: ATP binding; glycerone kinase activity. Gene Ontology annotation, biological process: glycerol catabolic process. The record is from RefSeq and is a predicted model, not a curated record.
GUUUGCGUAAAUCUAGAGAUUUGUUUUUUGAGGAAGAGGAGCGGAGAUGGAGCCCCAGAAGAAGCUGUUGAACUCCCCAGCCUCCUGUGUGGACCAGGCCCUGCUGGGUUUGGUCUGGUCCAGCCCUGGUCUCUGUCUGCUCCAGGGGUACAGGGUCGUGGUACGUUCAGAUGUCCACAGUCUGCGUGGGAAAGUGGGGCUUCUGUCUGGAGGGGGGUCUGGGCACGAGCCGGCACAUGGAGGUUUCGUGGGAGCGGGAAUGCUGUCUGCGGUUGUGGCUGGAGGAGUGUUUGCCUCUCCUCCUCCGGCGGCCAUCUUGGCUGCAAUCCUCACUCUACACAAUGCAGGCUGCUCAGGCGUGCUCCUCAUCGUGAAGAACUACACCGGUGACAGGCUGAACUUUGGCUUGGCCCUGGAGCAGGCUCUGGUCCUGGGGGUUCGGGUCGCCAUGGUGAUCGUGGCUGAGGACUGUGCCUUCGAGAGGCCCACCAAAGCUGGACGGAGAGGGCUCUGUGGGACGCUGUUCAUUCAUAAGCUGGCUGGAUCUUUGGCAGAAGAGGGAAAGUCGUUGGACCAAAUAGUUUCAACAGUGAACGAGGCCCUGAAGGAAAUCGGGACUCUGGGAGUGAGUCUGUCCCCCUGCAGUGUGCCCGGAUCUGGGCCCACGUUUGAGCUGCCACCAGGGCACAUGGAGCUUGGCCUGGGUAUUCAUGGUGAACCUGGCAUUAAAAGGUCAAAGAUCACUAGUGCGGAUGAAGUCGUGAAAACAAUGAUCGAUCACAUGACAAACGCUGACAGCCAAUCACAUCUGCCACUCAAAUCAGGUGACUCUGUAAUAGUUUGUGUGAAUAAUCUGGGAGCUCUGUCCUGUCUGGAGCUGGCAGUGGUCACUCGAGCAGCCAUUUUGUCAUUGGAGGGUCGGGGCGUGACUGUAGCACGUGUGAUGUCGGGUUCGUUCAUGACUUCGUUGGAAAUGUCCGGAGUUUCUUUGACGUUAAUGAAAACAAACCCGGAAAGACUCAGACUCUUUGAUUCUAAAACCAGCGCCCCUGCCUGGCCCAAUCUCAGUACUGAACCUGUGAGUGGACGAGAUUUCUCCAUGGAUCCUCCUCCUCUCAUUGCAAGACCCCAAGACCAGGCUUAUUCAGAAGGUCCGCUGAGUCCAGUCCUGGGUCAAGUACUGGACCAGGUCUGUUCUGGUCUUCUUCAGAUCCAGGAUGAGCUGAACCGUCUGGACAGAGCCUCUGGAGAUGGAGACUGCGGAAACACUCACGCUCAGGCGGCCAGAGCCAUCCAGGAGUGGCGCAAUAGUCACGUGACCCCAGGUUGCCCUGGGCGACUGCUGCAGGUCAUCGCCGCUCUGCUCCAGGAGAAAAUGGGCGGGUCAUCAGGAGCGAUGUACAGCCUGUUCCUGACGGCGGCGGCAGGUCAUGUGACUCAGGAGAAGAACCAAUCAGGCGACUGGGCCAGAGCAGUGCAUGCUGGGACACAGGCCAUGAGAAGAUAUGGUGGUGCAGACCCUGGGGAUAGAACAAUGUUGGACGCUCUGUGCCCUGCAGCAGAUGAACUGAUGAAGCUCACCACAGCGGCCCCUGCUGAACACAUGCGAAUACUACGAGUAGCGGUGGAGAAAGCAUCUCUUGGUGCAAAGUCGACCUCUGACCUCACGGCCAAAGCUGGGAGAGCGAGCUACAUCAGCAGUGAGAGAGUGAACGAGCCGGACCCUGGCGCUGUGGCGGUGGCUUCUAUCUUGAAGGCCAUUCUCCAAGCAUUAGAACAGUGAACCUUACAUAGCGCCUGCCACCCAAAUUAAGGCAGUUUGAAAUUAGAGAUGUGACCAUAACCAAUUCUAGAUUACUGAGAGAGGAAAUAUGAUUAUUGACCAUGACAUGAAAACAACUUGAAACUAAACAAUACACUACAACUUCACAAACCUGAUGCGAUGUAAAGUAGUUUCAUUAGUAGAUGCAUGCUGACUGUGUUGUGAUAGCGCUCUGAAGGGAGAGUGACUGUUUGAGGAACAAGGGGAGGAGUGGGUGGCAGCAGUUAAUGCCACAACAGAAGUGUAAUAAAUACCCCCUCUUCAUUUCAGUUUAUUCACAUUGUCUAAUAAAUCAGCAUUCCUCUUUAUGUGAGCAGCUUUCUCAAAUCCAACUUUAUUAAUGAGAAAGUUAAUGUGAUAUAAGCACAUGGAUAAAAAAGCACUUUACAUUUUUGAUUUAUUUUUCUGAUUUAUAGAUUGAAAUUUGCUACCAAUUACCAGUUAUUUUGUGAUUAUACUGUGAUAUAUAAUGACAGUCAUUGUUUGAUUUGAUUCACUGAAAGAGCUGUUCAAGAUCUGCUCCACAACGAAUGAGUCAUAUUCUGAAAUCAGUUCCAAAUUAUCAUUCAGAUUUGUCUAAAACGUGUCUUGAAUAUUAAAGUGUAGCAAUGCAUAAAAAAUAUAACUUGCAUAAAAUAUUCAUAUUAAAACAAGAUGUCAAAUUCA